AUGAUGAGGACGCCUUGUAUCUGUAGCUUUUUGUUUGGCUUCUUUCUCAUCUUCUCAUCCAUCGCUGCUCAAUUAGACUACGUUUCUAAUGCAAAUCUUUCAACCACAUGGACCAACAAUGAAUCUUCUAUCCCUUCCUCCAAUUCCCCAGAUGGCUCAAGGAUCAGAAUCAUUCUCAGUGUAAAACACAGAUUCGCUUGUGGCUUCUUCUGUAAUGGAACCUGCACAUCUUUCCUCUUUGCCAUUCUUUUCAAUACAAAUGAUCAUGUGAUCCUUUGGUCAGCCAACCGAGACAAUCCAGUUGGGGAAGGCGCAAUCCUGAAUUUCACUGCAGCAGGAGAAUUGAUGUUACAGGAUGUCGAUGGAAGCAUAGUUUGGACUACAAACACUGCAGGGAAAUCUGUUGCUUUCAUGGACCUAACUGACAACGGAAACCUGGUAUUGUUUGAUAAUACUAAAUCGAUGGUGUGGCAAUCUUUUGAUCACCCAACAGACUGUUUGUUACCAGGGCAAAAAUUAUUUCAAGGGCAGAAGCUCAUACCCAGUGUUUCCUCAACCAACUGGACAGCUCAAAAGGAUUUAUACCAUCUAGAAGUUAUCUUUCAAGGUUUGAUUGCUUAUAUUGGCAACCCACCUCAAGUCUAUUACAGUAACUUUCCAGAUAACACAAAUACACAUAUACGAAGAACUUUUAUUGAGUUAUUUAUUGAUGAGAGUGGGUCUUCCUCUUUUGAUAUUGUUACUGGGGGAGGAGGAAAUGGUCAGCUUGAAUUUGGUAACCAUCCAGGAUUCUCACCUCUGUAUAUAAAGCUAAUGCCAGAUGGGCAUUUGAAAGCGUUUGCAUGGGAAUGGAAUCUUCAGAAACCAUUGGAAGCUGAUAUGCUAACCAUUAAUGGCUGUUAUCCUUUUUCUUGUGGGAGAAAUGCCAUUUGCUUGGACUUUGCUAAUCAACAAUGUAUUUGUCCGGAGACAGACUAUUUUAAAGCAGUGGAUGAUCAACAACCCUACAAAGGUUGCUUUCCAGUUACUCCUCUCACAUGUAAUGCUACGCAAGAUCAACAUUUCAUUGAACUCAAGAACAUCAACUACUUUGGUGAUAUCGUGGACAUGGAGGUUAGGGAUGUAGAGGCUUGCAAACAAGCGUGUUGGAACAGCUGCUCAUGCAAAGCAGCUAUAUUUGAGUACUCUUCGAAUUCUUCAUCUGGGUAUUGUAGAUUACCUUAUGAGCUUUUUACCAUGACACGUUUUGAGGCAAAUGCAAAUGAUCGACUUCAUGCUUCAGCUUUUUUAAAAGUCCAGAAUAGAACAUCAACUCCUUCAUCUAAUGGGUUCCAUACUCUUGGUCUCAUAGGUGGAAGUUUCGUGCUGUUUCUUAUUUUGGUCGUUGGUUUUACUACGUUCAUACUUCAAAAGAAAAAAAGGGGUCGUGAAAUAGAAGAAGAGCAUCUAGAUCAAGUGACAGGAAUGCCCACUCGGUUUUCCUAUCAAGAAUUGAAAACAGCCACAGAUAAUUUCAGUAAAAAGCUUGGUCAAGGAGGAUUUGGAUCAGUUUUCCAAGGGACUCUUGAAGAUGGCUCACAGAUUGCUGUAAAAUGUCUUCAAGGUCUUGGGCAUGUUAAGAAAUCAUUCUUGGCUGAGGUUGAGUCCAUUGGCAGCAUUCACCAUGUGAAUCUAGUUCGUCUUAGAGGAUUCUGUGCUUGGAAAUCAGAACGACAUCUCGUCUAUGAAUUCAUGAGUAACGGAUCAUCAGACCAGUGGAUCUACGAUGGAGACCGAAACCACAUACUUGGAUGGGAAUUUAGAAAGAAAAUUAUUCUUGAUAUAGCUAAAGGUUUAGCAUAUCUUCAUGAAGAGUGUAGGCAAAAAAUCAUCCACCUCGAUAUUAAACCUCUAAACAUACUCUUAGACAAUGAUUUCAAUGCCAAGAUAUCUGAUUUUGGGUUGUCUAAACUCAUCGACAAAGAUCAAAGCAAAGUGAUAACUACAAUGAGAGGAACCCCUGGCUAUCUGGCUCCAGAAUGGUUGAGCUCAUUUAUCACCAAAAAAGUGGAUGUAUAUAGCUUUGGGAUCGUUCUCUUGGAGAUCUUAUGCGGAAGGAAGAAUUUUGAUAGAUCUCAGCUGGAAGAUAGUUGGCACUUACUUUGUGUCUUUCAGAGAUGUUGGGAACAUGAGACAUUGUUAAAUAUGGUCAAGUAUAGUGAAGAUAUGGAUGGAUGUGGUUCAGAAGUCGUGGAGAUGAUGAAAAUUGGCUUCAUGGUGUUUGCAAACUGA
Lactuca saligna is the source of this 2271-nucleotide messenger RNA. NCBI's taxonomy places the organism in Eukaryota, Viridiplantae, Streptophyta, Magnoliopsida, Asterales, Asteraceae. The record is from the annotation of a GenBank genome assembly.